CAUAGUUGAAUCAGACGUAUUGUUGUAAAGGCAAGUUUUCUUUCUUCCUUUUGCUUAUUGUGAGAAACGCUAUGUGUUUUGUGUUACUAAAUGAGUUUCUGAUAAUCUUUUAUAAACCGAUUCCGCUAUAUUCACAAAAAGAAGACUAAAAAAGCUAACCAAGCUACUUAUUGUGAAGAUAUUGCGAGUGCAUAAACAGAAUGAUGGUACGUAUGUUAAUUUUGUAUUCGGUGUUAACCUACUGAGUUAUAACUGAGUAGUGUGCACUUUGUGAUGUGCUGCGCAAGAGACCAAUGAGCUAAAUCAAGUUUCAUAAACUUUCAAAAUCAGAGUCAUUCAAUACAUAAUUUAACCCAUCGUAAAUAUUUGUUGGUUAUUAUCAGCGAUAUUAUAUUUUCAACGUUUAAACAUAGGCUAAUUCAGUCAAGGAAAACGUUGCGCCUGUUAAAGAACAGCAAAAUAAUGGGUGGGAAGAUAGCCAAACCCAAAGAGGAGUUCGAAUCAGUCGAAUGAAUAUCCUAGUUGUUAGUCAUCAAGGCGAAAAUGACAAAAGUUGCGUUACUUACGGUUACUACGUCUCAACUAUUGUUUAAAAUAUUCAACAUUGUGAGCAUGAAAAUGAAAGUAAUUGUUUUUUACGUAUGAUUAAUGAUUAAGUAGUGUAAGUAUGGAGUUAUGAAGUUUUUCCAAUUACCAUUGAGCUCAUUGGGCAUUGUAGUACAAGUUACACUGGCACUAUCAAAGUUACAGUUAUCAGUACACUGUUUAAGUUAUUAUUAUUAAUUAUAGUUAUUAUAAUAUAUAAUUAUAAUAUAAUACUACAAACUAUAAUUAUAAUACUACUACAACUAUGAUAGACCUUUUCAUUUGAAUGGUGACUUUGAAUUUUUUUUACCUUCUUACAAGUACUUAGGUGUCACCAUUAAUAAUAAGCUAACAUGGCAUGAGCAUGGCCAAAUCCUGUAUAAGAAAUUCAACCAAAGACUGUUCUACCUAAAAAAAACUGUACAAUUUCGGUGGCGUAAUCAAGCAAGUCGUUAACUUAUUCUACAGUGCAACUAUUGGAAGCCUGCUUAAUUUCAGUAUUACCUGCUUGUGUGGGAAUUCAGUGUCUGAUAUUAAACACCGCAUAAACCGACUAAUCAAGAAAGCUAGAAACAUAAAACAAACUAAACAUCCUUCACUUGAAGAACUAUUUGAAGAAAGAUGUUUUUGCAAAACUAAACACAUUUUGGAUGAUACAUUCCACCCUCUUCAUCCUAGAUACUUAAGAUCGGGCUGUUCGAGACGAAUUCUUUCCAUCAGGGCGAGGACUGACCAAUAUAAAAAUUCUAUUGAUCCCCAAUCUGUACGAAUUUACCGGCGUGCUUCCUCUGAAGUCACACAUCUGAAUGAGAACUAAAAAGUCCCUGAUUUUGCUAAGAGAACUCACUGAAUGGCUGUUUGAAAUAAUUUAUUAUAAAUGUCUUGUGUUCAAAUUUUUUUUAUUUUUGUGCUGAAAAUGUAUAAUGCAAUCAAAAAACAUUUCCAUUUAUUUGGAUCAAUAAAAGAAUCUUAUCUUAGUUAGAUGUUUAAUAUAAAUAAUAAAGGACUGCAUUCAAGCCUAGUAAAUGAAUGAAAUAGCAAAACGAGGUUUUUUACUGUGCUCUGUUCUUUGUUAUAUUUUCAUUUCUACUGUUAGCUGAAGAAGGCCUAUAUGCCGAAACGUCCUUAUUUUUUGUCCUGUUCUCUGUCUAAUUAAUUCAAGCUUCCACAUACCUUGUUUUGCUAUUUCAUUCAUUUAGAUGUUUAAUAAUGUUAUGUUAGUGUUAGUGGGUACUUAUCUUGACAUGACACACCAGGAGCUCCAAAAUUGAAAAUUGUAAAAUACUAUUUUUCAUGGGCAUGGGCCUAUUUAAUAGUAUUUCAUUAAAAAUAAUAGAAUUUAUCAGCAAGGCUUAGGCUGACUACAUUUCUAACACACAACAUGACAUGGUCUAAACAAGAAUAUCAAGAUACUUUGCUGCCCACUUAGGCCACUUGUAACAUGAACUCAAAUUUCUUAACUGAACUGAAUAACUCCAAAUAGAUGUGUCCUCUAAAUACAAAAGUUGUAACUUGUACCUCAAAUUUCUAUAGUCUAUAAUUCAUUUUGUUUUAUGAUAGUAUUUCAUGCUACUAUUUCAAAGUAAAUAAUAGCUAAUACAUAACCUAGACCUAGGACUUAUUACUAUUAAAUGACUCAAUUAAUAAUCAAGCAUUACUUUGAAUUUGAAAUAUUUUUUUUACAAUUUUUAGUCUUAUUAGGUUGUUACUGACUAAUAACAAUUAAUAUGUAUUAAUAAUUUUAUUCAAAAGACAAAAGAUUUAUCAUAAUCCACCUUUCUACAAAACUAUAGUUAUGUGUAAAUUGUUUGUUUUAAUUUUCAGCUUAAACCCAAGAUGAGGCCACUGAAGGUCACAGUAGGAAUUUUGCAGUUUUGCUCUUAUAACUGCUUGGACCCUUUGAAUGCUACAGUGGGCCUAUGUUGUCAAUGCAUUUGGAAAAGGCAAUGUUUAUGGUUAUAAAAAUGUGCAGUGCUGGAUCAAUGGUUAGCAACUGACUUUAUCAAAUUAUUAUACAACUCAGCAUCAGUUGAAUUUCUGAAACAAAAAGGUGUUUGAAGUACAUUCAAGCUUAUGUGUUUGGUCCGGUUUUAUACUGCUGGUACCGCUUGCAUCCUAACACAAAAAGGAAGUCGUUUGAAGUCAUUCUCGACGAUGGAACAAGGGAUACAAGAGCAAAGUAUUAUUAACCAAGCUCGCAGGCUGUACAUCAAACUACACACACAUCAAGCUUCACUGACUGAUGUGGACAAAGAGCAGCUCAAUGGUAGCAUAAAUACUUUUAUCAACAUUGCAGUCAAAGAGGUAUUAGAUUCACCUUUAUUUUCUGUGAAUAACAUUUUAUGAGUGGAUGAUCCAUCUUUAUUUGAUGUGAAUCCUUAAAUAAAGUCAAACUGUAAUAGAUCCAUCCUUUAUUCUAUUUUAUAAGGAUUAUUUUGUAAGAAAUCCGAUUGACCCAUAUUUAUUUAUUAUAUUUAUCUUUAUAUAAUUGUAAUAAAAUCCCAUUUACACAGUUUUGAUAUCUAUAAUAUUCCGUAAUGUCCUCAUUUAUUUUUCAGACUCCUGCAAAAAAUCUUGUUACUAAUCCAUUCCUGCUGAGUAUUUUAAAGACAUCAAUAAAGUUGCUCUCUCUUGAAAGUGAUGAUGUCAUGCCUAUUGCCAGGGCUUUUGCUAGUUUGGAGAGAUAUUUUCUCCUCCUUGUGGAGCAGCCAUGGAAACCAGAGUUUAGAAAAAUAAAGGUAUACCAUUAAGACUGUCUCAAAACUCAAAUCGCUCAAGGGGUGCUCAUAUGUAAAAUUAAUGGCCAAAAAACCUGUCAUUAUUAAUCAAUUUUUCUUAUUUAAAUAUGUAACAUAAAUCAUUUGCUAGUGGGCUGGGAUUCUGAGACUCGUAGUCUAUUUGAUGUUUGUUUAUAUUUUUAAAAAAAAUUUUAUAUCUAUUAUCUACUUACAUAGCAACUUUUUCAGGUUAGCUGUGGGUAAAUACCAUUUAUUUCUCAUGAAAUCAUUACAGCAGCUGUUCCCAAACUUAACGUUUGGUCCACUGGUGUUUGAUCCACUGGUGGACAAGUUUUCAAAUAGUUCCACGGACCGCUGAUUUAUUAAUUAUAAUUUUUUUUUAUUAGAAUAUAAAUGUUCAUGUUGCGCGGACCGGCUACAUAAAGCCUGCGGACUGCUGUCCACCAUUUUUGGAAAAACAGCUUCACAGCACUAUUCAAAUAAGUUUAUUAAAAAAUUUAUAUAAAAGCUACGCAUUCUGUUUUUUAAUUCAAAAAAUUAUUUAUUGGUGUCAAAGUUGUUUGCACCCUCAGCCUUAACCCUAUAACUGUCAUAAUAGCCAUUAGACCCCUUUCUGUGGUGUCACGGCUGAUAUGAAUAAUAAAAGUACGAAUGGUGUAAUGCAUAUUGGUUAAGGGGAAAUCACUCUAUAUAUAUGUAUGAGUGUGCUUCCUGUUUACGUUCCUGCCUGUGUUAACAUGCUUUUAUCAGGGCUCUUUUAUUGGUGGGAUUAAUUGGCUGGGAUAUUGUUUUUACCGCCAUAUUGUCUGAUGCUGGAGAGGACCCCGCCCCCCCACCUCUAGAUGACAAAUUCAGCUCGCACUGUCUUGAUUGGAAUUAUUUCAAACGGAUUCAAAUGAAAGCAAUGAUUUCAGAGAUGUUCCACGUGCCGGCAUAGACAAUAUUAGCUGUAGCAGUGAUGGCGGUCAGAUGUUGAUUAUUUUAGCCCUGCACUUAGUCAACAUGGUUGCAGACAAAUUCUUUGGGAAAGGGUGGCGUUGAACAGAAAGGACAAAGAUUGGAUCCAAAAGACCUACCCUAAAGAGAUUCAAAGACAUUUAUCUUUGUGCAUUUUCUGGACUAUCAAUUAAUAAAAAAAUGGAUUUAUUGGAUUUUUAUUUGCAAAUGAAUUUAUGAACUAAUUUUGUGGCUUCUCCCUUGAAUUUUUUUUUAACGACAGAAAUACCUAAUAUAAAAACAUAUUCUUUUCAUACAGUAAGAUACCUUGUCCUAUGUACCUUCAGAAAAUGUAUACUUGCAGGGUCUCGAAUUCAUUUAAAUUUGUCAUUUUGUCAUUUUUGACAAGAUGAAAAUGCUAAAAAUUGCUUGACUCUACAGAAAAAUGCACUUGACAGUUCUAAGGUUAAUCAUACUGCUACAUACUUAUCUAAUAUCUAAGGUUAAUCAUACUGCUACAUACUUAUCUAAUAUCUAAGGUUAAUCAUACUGCUACAUACUUAUCUAAUAUCUAAGGUUCAUCAUACUGCUACAUACUUAUCUAAUAUCUAAGGUUCAUCAUACUGCUACAUACUUAUCUAAUAUCUAAGGUUCAUCAUACUGCUACAUACUUAUCUAAUAUCUAAGGUUCAUCAUACUGCUACAUACUUAUCUAAUAUCUAAGGUUCAUCAUACUGCUACAUACUUAUCUAAUAUCUAAGGUUCAUCAUACUGCUACAUACUUAUCUAAUAUUUGAUUUUAAAAAAAGAUUUGAUGAUAAAGAAAGACAAUGAAUGACUAAUUAGUUCUGUCCCCUAUUUUUUUCAGAUGUACGGUGGAUUUUAUAGAACACGGAUUAAGUCGGUGGUACAUGACUGUGAGCAGAUCUUCCAUAGAGCGGGUUAUGCCAUGAGCAUGGACAACACUGUGAUGACCUAUCAAGGUAAAAUGGACAACAAACUUCCUCUUCUGCUUCUGGCUUUUGAUUGCAAAAUAGGUUUCGUACAAUGCCAGAUUAUUGGAGAGUAUUACAGCAAAGUCAAGGGCAUCAACAUGAGCCUGAUGGAUGCUAUGUACAACAUCCUGCGUGAUGAAUCUCACGCCAUGCCCAAUAUGUCACGCGGUGAAUGGACUAGACCCUAUGGUUCUAGCUCCCCUCUGAAUUUUGUCAAUGGCAACCUUACGGGUGUCACAGCAGGUUUUAAAAAUUUAGAAAUGGGACCUCCUGCCAUACCCAAAAGAGAACCCAUCUCAAACGGUUCCAGCACAUUGCCCCCUAGGAUUAAAUAUGAAGCUGAAAUGUUGCUCGAUGAAGAUGCAAUUUUUGCACCUCCAAUGGAUAGACUAGGAUUACAAGGAGUGCAGAAAUUGCCAAACAAGUCUAGUGGUGUACAGGGUAAGUUGCCGCUUGUGUCUGGAGUGGUGAUUGAUGAAAACUUCGUUGAAAUCAUUCCUGAACUCCCCCAAGGCACAUCUGAUCAACACAUAAUGGAAAGUUUGAGAGUCCUUGAACAGCGGAAAACCCAUCAACCAAAUAUUUCAGCAUUAAUUGGUCAGAAUACUUUUUCUAGCCAGCCAAAGGUCGAGCAAUGGUUGGGGCAUGAAGGGAAAUAUGUCCAGGGACCUGUCGGUCACCUGGCUAAAUUCCCUAACACGGUUACAUCAGUGCCUAAUUACCAAGGUCAUCAACGUUCUAGGCUGGGAUCCACAUCUCAGAGUGAGUCAUAUGACGACGAGGGAAUCGACAUCUCAUCCUUCUCUAGGCUUUAUCAAACAAAUCCUGCCAGUGCCAGGUACCCUUCAAUGAAUCAAGCCGCUGGCAUAACCAACAGAUCUGGUGCUAAUUACAACCCUUCGUUGAUAGACCAAGGCUACAAAACCGGUCCAUCCUCAGACCCAAUGUUUCACUAUCCACCUAACUCCGCUCCGACCCCACAGACUGUAAUAUACCAUGCUCCAAGCAUUGGCCAGGACAAUGGAACUGGAGUGGGCUACAUGAUGAACACAAACAUGAGGCAGGCCACCGGGCCCCCCAAUCCCGGGCCUCCUCCUCCUGUGCCAUCCAGGGCCCUCAAGCCGAAUCUUUCAUUUAGAGCACCGCAAAAAGAUUCUGACUUCCAUGAUGCCAUCACAUCCUCAUCACUGGCCAAAUCACAGAGUGGGAUCAUCAUAGGCCGAUCGUUAAAUGGUUCAGGAGGACUCGGUGUUCAGUCUCCUACCACAGAACCCAUUCUACGCCGUGAUAAGCUUGGAGUCAGCAAAUCAAGCUCCUUGAGGUACAGCGACGAUAAGGAUUCUGCUUAUCAACAAGCCAUCUAUCUCAGGGCCGCCCGGAGCAUGGACAUCAGCCUUCUUCAGUGGGAGUGCAAGGCGUGCACCGCUCUGAACAAGGCAUCUGACACAGUGUGCAGCAUGUGCUCACACAGUCGCCAUGGGCCAGAGGCGACAUAUCCUGAAUGUGGAAAGACAAAAAAAGCAUGUGCUAAAUGCACGUAUGAAAAUGAGCCUUCAAGAACCGCGUGUGAAGUAUGUGGGGGUGCAUUGCAAGAUCGAUCUACAUACGUCUGAUGCUUGUAUCUUUAUAUUAUGGUUUGGUUGAUUUGCGUUCUGUUUGGGAAAUUCUAAAUCUGUUGCUGGGUUUGUUGUUGAUGUGGAGGAAAAUGAUUGGGUUACGAGCAAAUAUUCUUGAAUACUGGAAAUAUUUUAACAUGAGGUUGGUGUACAAAAACUAUCUAGUGAAGUCGUUCUAUGGCCAUCAAACCAUAUACAUUUAUGAGACUGUUAAAAAAAACUUUGAAAUACCUGAACACUUAUAAAAGAACAAUAAAGAAGAGCCUAUUUAGCAUAGCGUGCAAGGAAUGGGUUCUGUUAAUGCCUUUAUUAUUUAUUUGCUGAUAUUGCAAGUGUAACUAUUUAAAACUUUGAGAGUAAAAUGAUUUGAAGAGCACUCAUAUGGUACGUCUGAGUGUAUGGUGUUUGGAAAAAUGCCCAGGGUGUUUGGUAUGGGCUGAGAGUACAUUAGUUGAAAUGAGUGUGUUUGGUAAAGACUGAGUGUACACAUGUUUGUAUGAUUUAACAAAACAAAACAAACGUGAACGUCUCCAUAGUUGUGUGAACGUCUCCAUAGUUGUGUGAACGUCUCCAUAGUUGUGUGAACGUCUCCAUAGUUGUGUGAACGUCUCCAUAGUUGUGUGAACGUCUCCAUAGUUGUUUUACUUUGACCUUGACCUCUUAGUUUUUUCCCCAUGAGCUUUCUCACUUCAGUCAUUUCUAAAUAUCAAGCAGCCUUCAGCUAAUGGCCAUUCAGCUCCUGUAUUGUGUAGUGUCCCAUAUACAUAUUUAUGUCUAUGUAAACUAAACUAGUCACCAAUGAAAUCAAGGGUUGGGGUGUUAACUGUUGGUGGCAGAGAGUCAAACCAAAUGUUGCUGUUAUAAUCACAUCUUUGACAUUGUUUGGAUGAACACGGCUUGAAUUUCUAUUCAGGCUGGGAGUGCAUCCUUAGUUGUCCAUGUUGUCAUGGACUAUGGUCAGACAGUCACCGCACCUCAUGGUGAUAUUUGAUCACGAGGUUAACACACCAAAAUGUCACUGCAGAAAUGUUCAUUUUCUUUGUGAAACAGUCCCAAAAUGUCUGUCAACGGGUCAUCAAGCUGUGUGUUGUUAGCAUCCAC
This is a messenger RNA of Lymnaea stagnalis (great pond snail), 7971 nucleotides long. The record is from the annotation of a GenBank genome assembly. NCBI's taxonomy places the organism in Eukaryota, Metazoa, Mollusca, Gastropoda, Lymnaeidae.